Mesocricetus auratus (golden hamster) is the source of this 2774-nucleotide messenger RNA. It is a transcript of the gene Slc17a7, whose product is annotated as solute carrier family 17 member 7. NCBI's taxonomy places the organism in Eukaryota, Metazoa, Chordata, Mammalia, Rodentia, Cricetidae. Gene Ontology annotation, cellular component: synaptic vesicle membrane; excitatory synapse. The transcript has 12 exons. Gene Ontology annotation, molecular function: neurotransmitter transmembrane transporter activity; L-glutamate transmembrane transporter activity. Bases 118 to 1800 code for a protein of 560 amino acids. The record is from RefSeq and is a predicted model, not a curated record. Gene Ontology annotation, biological process: transmembrane transport; synaptic transmission, glutamatergic; neurotransmitter loading into synaptic vesicle.
CCCCCGAGCGGAGCUGCGGGGCCGGGCCGGGCCGGGGCGGACCCCGGGAUCCCGGACGCGGCCGCCCGGGCCCGCGGGCGGGGGGAUCGGUAGGGGACCCGCGUGGGCACAGCCACCAUGGAGUUCCGGCAGGAGGAGUUUCGGAAGCUGGCGGGGCGCGCCCUGGGGAGGCUGCACCGGUUCCUGGAGAAGCGUCAGGAAGGCGCGGAGACGCUGGAGCUGAGCGCCGAUGGGCGCCCGGUGACCACGCACACGCGGGACCCGCCGGUGGUGGACUGCACCUGCUUCGGCCUCCCUCGCCGCUAUAUCAUUGCCAUCAUGAGCGGUCUGGGUUUCUGCAUCAGUUUCGGCAUCCGCUGCAACCUGGGCGUGGCCAUCGUGUCCAUGGUCAACAACAGCACGACCCACCGCGGGGGCCACGUGGUGGUGCAGAAAGCCCAGUUCAACUGGGAUCCAGAGACUGUCGGCCUCAUACACGGCUCCUUUUUCUGGGGCUACAUUGUCACUCAGAUUCCUGGAGGGUUUAUCUGCCAGAAAUUCGCAGCCAACAGGGUCUUUGGCUUUGCCAUCGUGGCUACCUCUACCCUAAAUAUGUUGAUCCCCUCAGCAGCCCGUGUCCACUAUGGCUGUGUCAUUUUCGUGAGGAUCCUGCAGGGACUGGUGGAGGGGGUCACGUACCCUGCCUGCCACGGCAUCUGGAGCAAAUGGGCUCCUCCCUUAGAACGGAGUCGGCUGGCGACGACAGCCUUUUGUGGUUCCUACGCUGGGGCAGUGGUUGCCAUGCCCCUGGCUGGGGUGCUGGUGCAGUAUUCGGGAUGGAGCUCUGUCUUCUAUGUCUAUGGCAGCUUUGGGAUCUUUUGGUACCUGUUCUGGUUGCUCGUCUCCUACGAGUCCCCCGCACUGCACCCUAGCAUCUCAGAAGAGGAGCGCAAAUACAUCGAGGAUGCCAUUGGAGAGAGCGCCAAGCUCAUGAACCCUCUCACGAAGUUUAACACGCCCUGGAGGCGCUUCUUCACAUCCAUGCCAGUCUACGCCAUCAUCGUGGCCAACUUCUGCCGCAGCUGGACCUUCUACCUGCUCCUCAUUUCCCAGCCCGCCUACUUUGAAGAAGUGUUCGGCUUUGAGAUCAGCAAGGUGGGCCUGGUGUCGGCGCUGCCUCACCUCGUCAUGACCAUCAUCGUGCCCAUCGGAGGCCAGAUCGCCGACUUCCUGCGCAGCCGACGCAUAAUGUCCACCACCAAUGUGCGAAAGCUGAUGAACUGUGGCGGCUUCGGGAUGGAAGCCACGCUGUUGCUGGUGGUCGGAUACUCACACUCCAAAGGGGUGGCCAUCUCCUUCCUGGUCCUGGCUGUGGGCUUCAGCGGCUUUGCCAUCUCUGGGUUUAACGUGAACCACUUGGACAUUGCCCCUCGAUACGCCAGCAUCUUGAUGGGCAUCUCCAAUGGCGUGGGCACGCUGUCUGGGAUGGUGUGUCCCAUCAUCGUGGGUGCCAUGACCAAGCACAAGACUCGGGAGGAGUGGCAGUACGUGUUUCUCAUCGCCUCCCUGGUGCACUAUGGGGGCGUCAUCUUCUACGGGGUCUUCGCUUCGGGGGAGAAGCAGCCGUGGGCGGAGCCGGAGGAGCUGAGCGAGGAGAAGUGUGGCUUCGUGGGCCACGACCAGCUGGCCGGCAGCGACGAAAGCGAGGCGGAGGACGAGGCCGAGCCCCCGGGAGCGCCCCCCGCGCCCCCGCCCUCCUACGGCGCCACGCACAGCACAGUGCAGCCCCCCAGGCCCCCGCCCCCGGCCCGGGGCUACUGACCACGUGCCUCCCGCGGAUUGGCAGUUUCCAGACCUCCGCUCAGGACCCGCCGGCCGAGCGGCGGCGGGGAGGGAUCCCCUCCUCUGGGCCCUGCCCGGGGCCUAGGAUGCGAGUCUCCCCCGUUCCCGUGCUGUCAGCCGACCUCCCUCCUCAUCUGCCUCCCCAGGGGCGAGCCUGCUCACCGGCAGUUUCAAGGCCUCUCCGCUUGUCCCCCCGAGUGGUUUCCAGUCUCUCCUUUCAGGGCUUUAUUUGGACGGUCAACCCCUUUCUCUCUCGUGGUUUUGAGGUUCCACCCCUCUCCGUAGGACCCCAGGGAUUCUCAGGCCACCCCAAGAUUAUUCAGCUGGUCCCCGACCCAGAGAAACUCGUGGUUGUCAUCUGUUAGUUCCAAGGCUCCCCUGGUCAUUCUGCAGUUCCCAAGUUGGUUCGGCCAACCACCAACCCCGCCAUUCCAGGGACUGAUUCUCACCAGCGUUUCUGAGGGGAAAUGGCGGUUUCAAGCGUCCCCGCUGCUUACGUCCCUCCCGUCCUCGCCGGCACACUCGCCGGGCCUGUCCUUGCCCCUAGCUUAGCACAGUGCCCAGGGAAAUGGCCCAAGUGGCUCGGCUCGCCCCGUGCUCUUUCUGACUCGGUCUGAGCAGCGGCUGCUCAGGUCCACUGGCUCUGGCUUCCCGCGGUGGUUUCAGGGCCUCCCGCCCCGUCCUGGCGCUUUAUUCUCCUGGGUAGAUCCGGCUGCCACCAGUUUCUCAGUGUGUCCCCUCGGGGGCUAAAUUACCCCAAAUGCGGGGUGCUUCCCUCACUGACACCCCUCUUUCAAUGUAGAGAUCUGGGGAGGUGUGCGAGGAGGAGGACGCCCAGGAAGGGAGCAGGCGGGAGGAAGGGGCUGUCCCUGGGGCAGGGGCGUGUCUUUGUGUCUGUCUGUGACAGUGAACCCCGCUCUGCCCACCCCACGCCCAAUAAACGCUCUGGUGUA